AUUCAGCAAAGCAGCAAAAUGUCCGUAAUAACAAGGGUUCCCGAGCCCAAUAUCUGGGAAGAAAUAUGCAAAGAAUUUGCAGCUAUGAGACCUCCUUUCAAAGAAGACGAUACAGAAUCCACACAUACAGAAUAUCGAAAUUAUGACCCAAGUAAAGUAACGCCCGUCUUCUAUGGAAAAAUGCACCACAAGAUGCAGGGCACACAAGAUGUAGAUUUAAUGAAAGAAUUUGAUGCCUCCAAGUCCCAUCCAGCUACAGUGGGUUAUGCAUUUGUCGACAAACCUCCCAGGACAGCAACACCUCCACCACCUGCUCCACCUGAUAAGAAGACAUGUCCUCCAAGAGAAUAUCUAGAACAUUAUGUUUUUCCUGUUUUAUUACCUGCCUUAGAAGAGAUGCUCAAGCAAGCUAAGAAAGAAAAAUGUUUUGAGAGGAGAAGAACAAAAUUUAAUGCUAUAGAUUAUCUCACAGAAUAUUUAUACAGGAAAAACCCAGAGCAUUUAAAGGAAAGAAGUGAACUUGGUUUAUUAGAUAUACCUUUUGUGCAACAGUGGCUAAAGGAACACCCCCGCCCACCACUUCCAAUGUCACUGCUGUGGUCUGAGGAGGAAGCUGCAAUAGUUCUGCAGUCAGGAUGGAGAGGAUACCUGGUCCGGAGAGUGCCAGAGAUUCAAGAACUACGUCAGUGGCAAAGAGAGUGGAGAGAAGAAAAUGCAGACGUAAAAGAAAAAGUAAUGAACUUCUGGGCCAGCAAGAUGCCAAAUGGGGACCAACCAACCCCUAAUGUUUCUGUGGAACAGCUAACCGAUGAAUCUUUGAGGAUAUCAGUUUCAUCACCUGCAGCUCUGGAAAAGAAAUGAUUUCCCUUAUCUUUUCAGACAUGACGUCCAUAAUGAUUGACAUUACAGUGCUUGACUAUAUCAGAUACUGAAGUGAACUUUUUAGCAGAAGAGUCAUAAUAUGUUUACGCUCUUUUUUCAAUCUGAAAACAAGCCUUGUAUAAAUAAAUGUACAUACUGUAUGUAUGAUAAUAUUAUGUAUAUGAAUGCCCAAUAAAUGAACUUAUCUGAA
Lingula anatina is the source of this 1072-nucleotide messenger RNA. RefSeq names its product IQ domain-containing protein K. Lineage: Eukaryota; Metazoa; Brachiopoda; Lingulata; Lingulida; Lingulidae. The record is from RefSeq and is a predicted model, not a curated record. Gene Ontology annotation, molecular function: protein binding.